Molecule: messenger RNA, 807 nt
Organism: Sungouiella intermedia
Lineage: Eukaryota; Fungi; Ascomycota; Pichiomycetes; Serinales; Metschnikowiaceae
Source: the annotation of a GenBank genome assembly
AUGUCUGACUCUGCCCAAGACUCCAAAGCUGGCCCCAACGGCGUUAACCACCCCAAGCCCGUGGCAGCUACCAAAAAAUCCAAAUUGUCAGGUACCGGUGAGUUCAUUGUGAGAGAAUAUGGCACUCCUCUACAAACCAGAGUAGCCUCUCCAUGCACAUUGAACCCACCAAUUGAUAGUGACGGAUUGUCAUGGCCCCUGCAAGGUGCAAGAGCUAGAAUUGAACUGACUCCCGAAGAGGCUAAGGCCCGUGAGCUCAGAAUUGCUGGUGCCGUCAAGACCAUUCUCACUGAACUUGGUGAAGAUGUCGACAGAGAAGGUCUUUUGGAGACACCAGAACGUUACGCUAGAGCCAUGUUGUAUUUUACCAAGGGCUAUGAGGACAAUAUCCGUGAUGUGAUCAAGCGGGCCGUUUUCGAGGAAGAUCAUGACGAAAUGGUGAUCGUGAGAGAUAUUGAGAUUUACUCAUUAUGUGAACACCACUUGGUGCCAUUUUUCGGUAAAGCACAUAUAGCAUACAUCCCCAACAAGCGUGUGGUGGGACUUUCCAAGCUUGCACGGUUGGCUGAGAUGUAUGCCCGCCGUUUCCAGGUCCAAGAGAGAUUGACUAAGCAGAUUGCCAUGGCACUCAGUGAGAUCCUCAAGCCUAGAGGAGUGGCUGUGGUGAUUGAAGCCACCCACAUGUGCAUGGUAAGCAGAGGCGUGCAAAAGACAGGGUCUUCCACCACGACCAGCUGUAUGUUGGGAUGCUUCCGUGUGCAACAGAAGACACGGGAUGAAUUCUUGACGCUCUUGGGCAGGCGUUAG